This is a messenger RNA of Penicillium taxi, 327 nucleotides long. Its product is annotated as Dabb family protein. The annotation marks the transcript as partial. Lineage: Eukaryota; Fungi; Ascomycota; Eurotiomycetes; Eurotiales; Aspergillaceae. The transcript is spliced from 2 exons. The record is from RefSeq and is a predicted model, not a curated record.
AAAAUUUCCACAAUGGCUCCCAUCGAACGUAUCACCCUCUUCAAGAUCCCCAAUGAUGCCGAUGCCGACAAGAUCCUAGAGCAGUACAAAAUACUCGCCAAGACUGCUGUCAAGGACGGAAAGCCGUACAUUGUCUCUGCGGCCGUUGGCAAGUCAUUCCCAGACCCGCGGAACAAGGGCUACAAUGUCUCUGUUAAGACUACAUUUGCUUCGCUUGAUGAUAUGAAGUACUAUGACGCCGAUUGUGAGGCACACAAGGCGCUUAAGGCUCUUGCUGCUCCCAUUAAGGAAGAUGUCCUGAGCACCUAUUAUGAGAAUAUUCUGUAG